UAGAUGUCAUAUUUUCGAGUGCAACUUCUUGCUAUUGAGAGUCUGUAACCACCAUAUGGUAAACCGAUGAUCGCCUUGGAGGCGCAAAUUUCGUCCAUAGGCAUAGCGGCAUCAGUGCAACGGAUUAUAUUAUGGAACGUCUUGUACUAUUGUUAUUGUUUAAAUGGGCGUGGUCAUGACGAUACAUCCCGCAACCCUUAUUGCAUAGUAUAAUUGUGCGCUAUCCUACUACGUCUUUCUGAAGUUUCCAGUCAGCAACACGCAUUCGUUUUGGAUGUUCGACCGUGCAAUGCGGCACUACCGGUCGAUACUACUAAUAAUUUAUUUAAUUUGCAUCCUAGUUAUCUUCAUUAUUAUCCCUAUGUUGAAACCUAACAAUCACUUUGAUGGGUUACAACGAAAGCUACCUAGGCAAUCUAGCUCUUGGAAUAUUGACUUGCCUGUACUAAUCCAGCCAGCCGUACUAAAGUUAAAUAGCAUUAUUCUCAUGUGUGUCACCUCAGCCCCGCAUAAUCUGAAUAGGCGUCAAGCAAUCCGCGAAACAUGGGGCACCACAUCGAGUAUUCAGGUCGUUUUCCUAUUAGGCGUUUCUGCAAAUCAUAACGCCCGCGAACUUCAAUAUGACAUCAAUUUCGAAGCCCAAGCAUACGGUGAUGUACUGCAAAAUAAUUUCGUCGAUAACUAUCGAAACUUAACAUUGAAAUCUAUCGCUCUAGUUCAAUGGGCCAAAAAGUCCCGUUGGCCUGCCCGUAGAGUCGUCGUUAAGACAGAUGAUGACGUGUUCAUUCAUACGCCUCGUCUUCUAUCAUACCUGGAUCACUUUACAGACGGCAAUUUGUACGGCCGCCAAUUAACAAACGCAAAACCGUUACGAUGUAGAAAGGCGGUAUGUAAUCACACUGAAGUGACGAAAGAUGAGUACUUCCCGGACACAUACCCACCCUAUCUACAAGGGCUUUUCUACAUAUUUUCAGAAACUGCGCUUAAUCGAAUACAUGAACAUAUGUUUGAUCCGGCUUUUCUAUUCAUUGAGGAUCUGUAUAUAACAGGAUUGGUCGCUGGACGAGCUGGGGUUGAACGUUGCGCGAUGCCAAAAGAGAAUGUUAUCAAUAGCGAAAAACCGGACCAUAGAACUUUAUAUAGGUUGAAGAAAGAUCUCCUUGUUCAACAUCACUGCGAUCCAACAAAACUCAGACAGUACUGGAAGCACAUCCAUUCAUAGGUGCCAAGCAAAGCUGCAUUUAACUAUAUUAUCACGUUCAUACGAGAACAUAUGGUACGCUUGUCGCUUUUAAC
Messenger RNA from Varroa destructor (honeybee mite), 1296 nucleotides. RefSeq names its product beta-1,3-galactosyltransferase 4-like. The record is from RefSeq and is a predicted model, not a curated record. Lineage: Eukaryota; Metazoa; Arthropoda; Arachnida; Mesostigmata; Varroidae. Gene Ontology annotation, cellular component: Golgi membrane. Gene Ontology annotation, biological process: protein O-linked glycosylation. Gene Ontology annotation, molecular function: hexosyltransferase activity.